UAAAAUCGUACAUGCUAAACAAAGAUAUCUGUUUGCGUUUAACAUCUUUGGCAUAGCCUGUGGAUUCUACAUGUAUGAUCGAACCUCCACACUGAAUAUAGAACCUUAAAGAACAAAAAUGAGUACGAAUUUCGUCGACGAUUGUCUAGCCAACCAGGGGCCAAUUCAAAAGAAUAUAAAAGGACAGGCAAAUUGCAAACGGUGUACAAAACGGGGGACACGUGGGGCCGAAGAAAUGAGUUCAGAUAUUGUAACAAAUCCUGGGAGCAAGGGACACACAGAUGAUCAUGGUCAUCCACCUGGGGUUAGAGGAGAAGAACGACAUGCUGUUCAAUUCGUCGAGAAAGUUGAUCCCAAUAUUGAAUGUUGUGAAUGCGGUCAUGUGUUACAAGAAGGUAUUCAGACAGCGUGUGGACAUAGGGUGUGCGAAAAACAUAUUAAUGAUAGCUUGGAAAAAGGAGAGAUAUAUACUUGCCAAGGGGGAGACCCAGACUGUGUUGAAGUAAAUGAGAAAAACAGACACAAUUUGAUAUACCCAGAUUAUGUUGCUAGGAAGGUCAUCUUAACCUUACAUGUAUAUUGCUUGAAUAGGGAAUAUGGCUGUUCCGAGGAAACCCCAUUAAAAUCAUUACAGAAACAUCUUGCAAAAUGUGACUUCAGAAAGAUACAAUGUAAAAAUGAAGGAUGUAAUGAGUUCAUUUGUUCCAAAGAAUUGGAAGAACAUAUGACACAAGAGUGCGACUUUAGAAUUGAGAUAUGUCCAAAAUGCAAUGAUCCAACACCUCAUGCACGUAUAAGUGAACAUUUAUUAAAACAAUGUAGAGAAGAACUGAUCAAAUGUCCAUAUAAAUGUGGAUCGGAAUUCAAAAGAAAAGAACAGGAAUCACAUGAAAAGUAUUGUACGUCUAAGCCUACAACUUGUGAACUAAAGACACUGGGAUGUGGAUUUAAGGGAUCUCAAGAAGAUGUUAAAAAACACGAAUCUCUAAGUAAUAUUGAACAUCUUGGAAUGUUUUCUAAGAAGCUAGAAAAACAGUCUGUUGAAUCAAAUACACUAGAAAGACAAAUAGAAGAGAUGAAAAAUGAAAAAGAAAUAUAUAAGAAAGAAAUGAAGGAC
Messenger RNA from Owenia fusiformis, 1117 nucleotides. NCBI's taxonomy places the organism in Eukaryota, Metazoa, Annelida, Polychaeta, Sabellida, Oweniidae. The record is from the annotation of a GenBank genome assembly.